GACUUAAGAUGACAAGAAUACCCUUGCCUUUCAGUUAACUUUAAUAAUAAACUCCUUCCUAUAGGUAAUACAAUAACUACCUCUAUAUUCCUUGUUUUUAGGAUAGAAGUAAUAAGGCAGAAAGCAGAAAUUAUUUUCAACAAUAAUUAGAAGCAUAAGAAAAAAAAAAUAUUCCAAGACAAAGGUCAUUCUGGGCAUUAGAGACAUUUUCAUUGUUAAUAAAGUUUGGUGCCAGUCCCGCCUUUUCUUUUCACAAGCCAACAAAGCCAUCUAUGGAACAGAGACGCAAUAGAAAUAACCAAGGCCCUCGUGGUUUCAUUCUCCUCCUACAGCAGCAGCAGCCAACAUGAUCUCCCUGUUAGAUGUUUACCAUGUCUUGGCUGCUACAAUCCCUUUGUACUUUGCCAUGAUCUUAGCCUACGUAUCUUUAAAAUGGUGGAAGCUCUUCUCAGCAGAUCAAUGCUCUGGCAUUAACAAGUUUGUAGCAAAAUUCUCUAUCCCGCUCCUCUCCUUCAGUGUGAUCUCUGCCAACAAUCCCUACCAGAUGGACCUGAAACUCAUAUUGGCAGAUGGCCUCCAGAAACUGCUUGCCUUCCUUCUAUUGGUAAUUCUUGCCAAAAUUAGCUCCAGGGGACACACAGAUUGGGUUAUAACUGGUUUGUCUUUGUCAACUUUACCCAACACCUUGAUUGUGGGAAUUCCAUUGUUGAGAGCCAUGUACGGGAAUAAAGCAUCGGCACUUCUCUCCCAGAUAGUUGUCAUGCAGAGUUUGGUCUGGUACAAUCUAUUGCUGUUUCUGUUUGAGUUUAGAGCUGCUGAGACAGCCUCUGAAACUCCUCCCUUAGAAGUCACAGGGGAACUGGAGGCCCCACAGGAAGCACAACCAAAAGCGGUAGGUGAGGAAGCAAAGGCCAGAACCCUGAGAAAAAUGAACACCAAGCUUAUUCUCAUGACUGUGGGGAGGAAGCUCGUGAGGAAUCCCAACACUCAUGCAACUUUGAUUGGUCUUAUUUGGGCAGUCAUCAGUUUUAGGUGGAGAGUUAAACUGCCGCUAAUUGUUAACAACUCAAUAUCAAUAUUGUCAGAUGGAGGACUUGGCAUGGCAAUGUUCAGCUUAGGUCUUUUCAUGGCCUCACAGCCUAGCAUAAUUGCAUGUGGAACUAGGAAGGCAGCCUUAGCCAUGGGAAUCAAGUUCCUGGUAGGACCUGCCCUAAUGGUAGUCUCCUCCUAUGCUAUUGGAUUGAAAAGCAUAUUGUUUAAGGUGGCAAUUGUACAGGCAGCUCUUCCUCAAGGAAUUGUUCCAUUUGUGUUUGCUAAAGAGUAUAAUGUACAUCCAGACAUAUUGAGCACUGGGGUUAUCUUUGGCAUGCUUAUUGCGCUUCCAAUAGCUUUGGCCUACUACUUCCUGCUAGGGUUGUAAAUGGAUGUGUGUCUUCAUGCAACAAACAAGAAUCCAGAACCAUGGUAAAGGUCACAAGGGCUCAAGAUGGAUUGGGAAAUAAUAUUUAUUCUAUUCAACCUCCUUUGAAAUGUAAUAAGAACUU
Messenger RNA from Nelumbo nucifera (sacred lotus), 1544 nucleotides. RefSeq names its product Auxin efflux carrier family protein (gene PIN8). Gene Ontology annotation, biological process: auxin polar transport; auxin export across the plasma membrane. Lineage: Eukaryota; Viridiplantae; Streptophyta; Magnoliopsida; Proteales; Nelumbonaceae. Gene Ontology annotation, molecular function: auxin efflux transmembrane transporter activity. The record is from RefSeq and is a predicted model, not a curated record. Gene Ontology annotation, cellular component: endoplasmic reticulum; plasma membrane.